This is a messenger RNA of Papilio xuthus (Asian swallowtail), 895 nucleotides long. Its product is annotated as trypsin, alkaline A-like. Gene Ontology annotation, molecular function: serine-type endopeptidase activity. The transcript is spliced from 4 exons. Lineage: Eukaryota; Metazoa; Arthropoda; Insecta; Lepidoptera; Papilionidae. The record is from RefSeq and is a predicted model, not a curated record. Bases 47 to 826 code for a protein of 259 amino acids. Gene Ontology annotation, biological process: proteolysis.
ACUAGAAAGUUAACUAAUAUCUUCAGGAAUCAACAAUACCUUGACAAUGGCGGCUGAGGCUCUCUGUUUCAUAUUGUUAGUCACAGGCGUUGUGAUAGCUACAGAAAGCGAUCGUAUCGUUGGAGGUCAGCCGGCGCCCAUAGAGAGGUAUCCCUCCAUCGUACAAGUAAAUGCUUUCAGCAGCGGCAUCUGGGGAGAGUGGUGUGCAGCCAACAUCCUCACCACCAGAUAUGUACUCUCCGCUGCACAUUGCUUCGACGGAAGUGGAUUCGAUCCAUCUAUGCGCCGAAUCAGGGCGGGAACAGCACAAAAGCACGUCGGUGGCAUGGUAGUAUAUGUAGAGAGAGUAUACAACCACCCUACUUUCGGUCAGCUGGCUUUAGACGGUGACAUCUCUGUGGUGCGGCUGCAGUCCGCUCUGAUCUACUCCCCUACAAUCCAGCAGGCUACUAUCGUCGCACAGGGAUCACAAAUACCAGAUAACAUGCCCGUCGUGUAUGCCGGAUGGGGCGCUAUAAGGCAAGGUGGACCAACUUCUGAUGUUCUGCUUGAUACAACUGUUUUUACUAUCAACCGAGAAUUGUGUGCUCAACGCUAUGACGAAAGUCCCUACCCAUUCGUCGUAACCGAGAACAUGAUUUGUGCUGGUAUUCUGGAUGUCGGUGGUCGCGACGCUUGCAAUGGAGACUCUGGUGGUCCGAUGUACUACGGGCACAUCCUUAUUGGUACUAUUUCCUUUGGUAUCGGAUGCGCCAACGAUACCUUCCCAGGAGUUGUCGCUGCAGUUGCAUCAUACACGGAUUGGAUUGUGGCGACAGCGAUUUAAAUCGUUAUGAAUUUUUGGUUAAAUAAAAGAUUGCACUUUAGAUUUUUUGGCCACCUGGAUCCAAUUAAA